AUGCCAUCACCGUCGGAGUCUAGCAGCGUGGUGUCAGUGUCGGGGUCCCGGGCUUUAUCCGGGGGUCGGCGUGGGAGCGCCCGGCUGCUCCUCUACCUGGGCCUGUGUCAUCUCGGUCUGGGUGCCAUGGUCCUGGCGUUCAGCUUCACCAGCUUGGCGUUCACCUCCUCCCCCCGGGUGCGCCAGUCUUGUCCCUUCUGGGCCGGCUUCUUCGUGGUGGCAUCCGGAGUGGCUGGGGUGGUGUCCUGGAGAAAACCUCUGACUUUAGUGGUCUCUCUGUUCAUGCUGCUGUCGGCGGUGUGUGUGAUCCUGAGUUUAGCUGGCUCCAUGCUCUCCUGUCAAAACGCUCAGAUGGUCAAGUCCCUCCCCGCCUGUCAGGUGGAGAACGGUCUGUGUGUCUGCUGUGAUCCAAAGGACAUAUGCUCCCUGACAGAGGACGAGACCCUGGUGCUCUACCUGCAUACAGAUUGCAACUCUGUGCGACACCAACUCAAGGACCUGCUAUUCAGUGCCUGUGGUCUGAGUAUUCUCUCCACCAUCAUCUGCACACUGUCCACAGUCACCUGCAGUAUACACAUCUUCUCCCUAGACCUGCUACAUCUGCUGGCUCCUCACCGCUCACGCUCCGUCAACCCAGAAUGCACCACUCCGCAGGACGCCUUCCUGACCAACAUGGCGGACUUUGAGGAGUUUGUCCCGCCCAUCCCCCCGCCCCCAUACUACCCACCGGAGUACACCUGCAGCUCAGAGACAGAUGCCCAGAGUAUUACGUAUAAUGGCUCAAUGGAGAGCCCGGUGCCACUCUACCCUACUGACUGCCCUCCUCCCUAUGAAGCAGUGAUGGGUCAACGAGCAGCCAGCCAGGGGACGGUGUUUGAUACCCACGCCACUGAGCACUCUGGAGAGAGAGGAACCUCGACCGGCUUCAGUGGAGAGGUAUCGAUGGACAGUGGCUCCCUCCUCAUGUCUGAGAUCGUGGACAUCCCCGAUGACAACUCUCCCUCGGAAGACUCCUGUCUGCUGGAGGUUGGGGUGGGCCUGGUGCGGCGGCGGGGCACCAGCGACGGGGGGGAGGGGGGCGAGUACGUCAGCUUCCGCUGCCCCACGCCCCACCAGUCCGAGGGCUCGCCAGGGUCGCACCAGCCCCGACGCUGCUUCCGCGGCGAGAGGUCCAAUUCCUGCUCCUCGCCCAGCACGUACAACACCUCCACCUACAGGUCCCCUCUCCUGCGUCGGCAGGCCCUGUUGGCCAGCAGUUGUUCCCAGCUGGAGCAGCUGAGUGGGGGGGCCAUGCGGUACUCCGCCAGGGCCUCCCAGGGCUCCUCCAUCCCCGAGAUCCGCCUGCACCCCUCCACGCCCUCCAGGCAAGACUCCUCCUCCACCACGUACAACCCCUCCGUGCUGGCCGACCAUCACCAUAGCAAUCCCACCGCCCCCGGCAACAUGAUUCCGCUGCAGCGUCUGUGGCAUACGGGAGGCCGGGGGAGGAGGGACAGUGACGGGCCCUUACAGCUGGUGAGGUCGCACAGUGAGCCUGGCCUCAGCUCAUCCACUGACACAGGUGAACUGAGUGGCUCUAUUGGCAGUAAAGGUGUGAGCGUAGAAUCCCAGACAUCUACAGACACAGCCCCUGGCUCAGAAGCAUGUCUUCUCCAGCGUAGCCCCGUGUCGCCCCUCCACCCCCUGCCGCGCAAGGGCAGCGUGAAGGGCCUCGCAGGGCACCCCCCCACCAAGCUGCCCCCUGGCACCCCGCUGCGCCUCCCCAAAGACUGCGCCCGCUCCCUCACCGACCUCAAGGUGACACGGGUGCUGGUGGCUCGCUUCCUGCAGCGCUCCAGGAGGAACCUGGCUCCCUCUGCCGAGCAUUCUGGGAGCUGUAGUCAGGGGCCAAAGAGGCGAGCAGGAACAGAUGGAAACCUAGCACUUGAACAGGCGCUGCGGAACACCUGGGGUGGCAGCCGAGCGCAGCCGCAGUACCAGCAGCCGCAGGUCCAGCGCUACCGUCACCACCACUCCCAUAGCGACAGUCGCCACGACGCCCAGCAGCGGCGCACCGAGGAGGCCGGCGGCGGCGGUGGCGGCGGCGGUGUGUGUGUAGAGGGCAUCCACCUACGCAGCUGCGGAGACCUCAGCUCCUCCUCUGCCGCAUCGCUACGCAGACUCCUCCCACAAACUCACGCCUCCUCUGGGGCCCUGCACUCAGAGUCUGCACUCUAG
Molecule: messenger RNA, 2217 nt
Organism: Engraulis encrasicolus (European anchovy)
Lineage: Eukaryota; Metazoa; Chordata; Actinopteri; Clupeiformes; Engraulidae
Gene: entrep3
Product: family with sequence similarity 189 member B
Exons: 15
Coding region: 1-2217 (738 amino acids)
Cellular component (GO): membrane
Source: RefSeq, a predicted model, not a curated record